This is a messenger RNA of Rotaria sp. Silwood2, 273 nucleotides long. The record is from the annotation of a GenBank genome assembly. NCBI's taxonomy places the organism in Eukaryota, Metazoa, Rotifera, Eurotatoria, Philodinida, Philodinidae.
AUGACAGUAAAUUCGAAUUCAACUAAUAAUCAAAAUUCUUCAAAUUCUCCUGCACCUGUUAUUGUAACACGUACAUUAAGUACAUCAAAUGUUCGUAAUGCAUCAUCAACAAUUGUUCAAACAACACCAACUACCUGUCAAACAGCUUCAUCAUCAUCAUCAUCAUCAUCAGUUCCAUUACCACAUCUUUAUCCUCGUACAUCAAAUCGUAGUUCAUCAUCACCAUCUGUUGGUGUGAUUCCAUCAUAUCAUCCAAUAACAACAGAAUUAUAA